AUAAGCACAAGGCGUUAGGCAAAAUCAUCAGCAGUUAAAUUAUUUUAAUAUUUAAAAAUUAUUAUUUUUAUAAUUAAAGUUUUUUAAACAAAACCAAUGAUGAAGGGUAUUUUGUCUGUGAUGAUAGUCUUAUACAUUAGCUAUCAGUGUAUGGCGGGUUCAGAUUGGGCUCAAUUUCGCGCCACUAUGAAGACCAGUGUGUGUCAGCCCGACAAAACUGAUAACACGCUGAUGGGCAAAAUUGUGGAGUGCAGGAAAAAACAUGUUCUCACCCAAGAGAAAGUUGUUGAGUGGGAGAAUAAGAUGAAGGAUACAUGGAAGGAGUGUGCAGAGGGUCGGGACAACGACUUGAGCGCUUACACCAAAGUGGACCUCAAGAAUGACACUAAUAAACGGCUUCUCUUUAUGUAUUGUAGCGAUGGUUACUCCACAUGUGUUGUCGACAAAAUCAAAAAGGCUAAAAAGGAGGGCGAGGAAGACUGUAAUAAAAAAAUGACCCAGGAGAAAAAGGAUGAAUUCCAGAAAUGUCUGACUGAUGCGAUCAAAGCCUAAAGCGCUGAUGCGGUC
Medioppia subpectinata is the source of this 567-nucleotide messenger RNA. The record is from the annotation of a GenBank genome assembly. Lineage: Eukaryota; Metazoa; Arthropoda; Arachnida; Sarcoptiformes; Oppiidae.